UCGUGAGAGAAGCCGCCACGUGUCGCCGCCGUUGCCGGAGCCUCCUGAGUCUGUUCCUAGGGUGGUGACGACCCGUUUGGCCUAUAUUUGAGUAGAUCUGAGCUUUUAAGUUCUGCUCCUUUUUUCUUGGUGUGACCCACACGCCGUCGUCGUCUCGGAAAAGGUCACUGGAGACUCUUGGUUGCGUUCUACGGGAUGUCUAAAGUAAAAUUUAUUCCUUUGUGCCUUCAUUAAAAAAGGAUCUCGAGCACUUGAAAGCAAUGGUUGAAUCAAUGAGUAAGCCCUCUGGAUCAUGUACUCUGUCCAUAAAAGGAAAGAUUUGUCUCAAUAUUGUUGGUCAUAUGUCUGAAGGUAUUUGGAUCCUUGAUUCGGGUGCAACUGAUCAUAUGACACCUUGUAGUGUGUCCUUCGACUCAUAUGGUAAAAGAAAUAAAGAACAACUUAUUACAGUUGCGAAUGGUCAAGUGUGUCCUUCGACUCAUAUGGUAAAAGAAAUAAAGAACAACUUAUUACAGUUGCGAAUGGUCAAGGACCUUGCCACAGGGAAGACAAUUUUAACUGCUAAGGAACAGAGUGGGUUGUAUUUUUUAGAGUUUGAUGACCAAAGCAACCCGAAAAUCAUGAAUCAACAAGUAAAAUCUGAGACGUGGGCAAAAUCCCAAAUAUGGUUACAUCAUCAAAGGCUUGGGCAUCCUUCAUUUAGUCUUAUCAAGUCCUUAUUUCCCCACUUGUUUACAAAGAGUCUGUUGAGUCUUUUAAUUGUGAUAUUUGUCAAUUUUCAAAACACCAUCGUGCAUCUUAUCCUAUUAGUCAUAAAAAGAGUAUUUCUCCAUUUGCUUUAAUUCACUCGAAUGUUUGGGGUCCUGUCAUAGAUUCUAUUUCUGGAGCCAAAUGGUUCAUUACCUUUAUUAAUGAUUGUACUCGUGUCACGUGGACAUACCUUAUUAAAAAUAAAUCUAAAGUUUUUCAAAUUUUUGUUAAUUUUUUCCAUCUUGUCCAAAAUCAAUUUGGAAAAAAUAUCAAAAGAAUUAGGUCUGGUAAUGGUACUGAAUAUGUG
Vigna angularis (adzuki bean) is the source of this 1057-nucleotide messenger RNA. RefSeq lists its product as uncharacterized. Lineage: Eukaryota; Viridiplantae; Streptophyta; Magnoliopsida; Fabales; Fabaceae. The transcript has 3 exons. Bases 261 to 842 code for a protein of 193 amino acids. The record is from RefSeq and is a predicted model, not a curated record.